Babesia ovata is the source of this 2856-nucleotide messenger RNA. RefSeq lists its product as uncharacterized. The coding region runs from base 1 to 2856 and encodes 951 amino acids. The record is from RefSeq and is a predicted model, not a curated record. The transcript has a single exon. Lineage: Eukaryota; Apicomplexa; Aconoidasida; Piroplasmida; Babesiidae.
AUGGCAAAACUUGGGAUGAAAGCUCUUUGGGCAUUUUGCACAAUACAACUUUAUUCCAUCAGAUACACCAGUGCACGUGUCUGUGAUUUCGGAGCUCCAAUAAAGCCACUCAAUAGAUAUGCUCUAGUAGGAUGUGACAUUGAUAUGGAUGACAGUAAGAAUGCAACCGUGAUAUGCCCUCGCCAAGUCAACGACACCGAGUAUGUAUGGCAUCCCCAACCAAAUUUAGAUGAUCACGCUGCUAUUAACACAUACGUCAGUGAGAAUGGGAUGUUUCGUUCCGUUGCACUUUCGGAUGUAGUGCUCUCCGAAUCUGGGGUUAAGCUGUUCGGGAUGGAUUCACCUCGCUCUCACACAACGCUUAGCAUCGACUUACCAACAAAUAAGCUGUUCGCCAUUACUGAGAACCGUUUGAUAUUUAUCUGCGGCCCGCGAAGUCUAGUUUUAAGCGAUGCCUUGCAGCGCCACCUGCACCGCCUUGGUGGUUUCCGGGAAAAACAAUCGUUCCCAUGGAUGCCACCCACGCCACUGGCCGAGGAGAUAACCAAGAUAGGGAAUGGAUUGGGUGUAGUUUUCGUGAACAGAGGGCGUGAUAAUAUACCGCUUCAGGGCUGUGGUAGCCGCCCCUCAGCGCUUUUUGCACCGGACAACGUGGUUGCUGUAGACCCCGUAACCGGGGUCCGAUCAUGCGUAGUGGAUCCCAUGUCAGAUACGCCCAUUGGGUUCCUCUGCGAAGGCAGGAUUGAACCUGCGGAUUGUAUGAGAUCACUCUUGGACGAGAAUGGCGAAGUUGUGAAGCCUCCUCGGCCACAUUCGUAUAGGAAAUUCGAUAACGUUCCGCCUUGGAGGGUAGCGCGAUAUUUUAAUGACUUAGCAUUCCCUAUGUUCACUGGCGAAUGUAGAUGCAUAGGUUCCGACACAGGUGAGUUAAUGGCCAAGAUUGAGAUCCGUUCGAAAACCGACUACGUUUGUGACAUUUCCAGCAUGAUCGUCCGCAACCGUUCGCAACCAAUCCGUGGCCCUUGGUGUUCAGUGGUUCUCCAUCCCGGCAGCACCUUGACCAUACGGUUCCCAACAGUGGAUGCCGAUUCGGCGACUAACGAUGAUGCAACGCAACUGCUGCCUACCGGUGAAUUCGAAGCUGAAUUCCUGCCAAAGGACUUGACUACACUGCGGCAACUUAAAACAACAUAUGAUAUUGAUCUUUACGAAGAAAUCCUAUACAACAAAGCCCUUGCGGAAGAUGCUCUUGAGCUGGAUGUUUCCAAAAUGGACCAGGGUGAGGUAAAAUUUAAGUACCACGAAAACAAGCUUCUUGCGUUGAAAAGGCGUCGCAACUCGUUUUUGUACCAUUGGCGACUGAAAUCCACGAAUGAGGACUUUCCAGAUAAGGUACGCGCCAUCGUAAAAGUGUCCUUGGCGUUGACGCAUCACUACCGUGCUAUCGCUUGCGACCGAGGGACACCAGCUGUAUUUGACCCCCAAAGAAGCAAGCAAUAUUGUUCAUUAAAAUCUAUGGCGAAUGGUUUAGGGGACGUUUACGAAUGCAAUGCCUAUAUUAAUGAUGGCUUUAAACAGGUUGGGAUCUAUUGCAGAGCCGAUGAGUUUCUGCUACCGCGCAAUUGUGAAUCUAUGGGAUACGACCUCCACUCACAUAGGAUUAGACGAUUCUAUGCGUCGGUGCAGCGCGGAGCGGUCAACGCUAUCCCAGGAUUUCAGGUGUUUGAUAUUGGUACGCAAAAUCCCCCUAUAAGUUACGCUUGCAUGUGUGUCGACCAAGAUGGGUACGAAAAGUCCAAGCUCAUUUUGGAGUAUAGCCGAGAAGUGUAUCGCAGCUACACUGUUCGCCUAGAAGACGCAUCUCGUACGUUGCUUCCUCACAUAUUACUUCCUUGGGGCGAGAUAGGAUUAUCAAGCCAAGACCUAACCUCAUCAAUGCCUCUUAUUCUGUCGAACGUAUCCAUAAAGUCCGUUAAACUACACGUGGGCACAAAGUUGACCAUGCCAUGUGCUUUUGAUUUCAGCAUUGAGAAGGUUGCAGGCAGUCGAGUAUUACGAACGACAUGGCUUCCAAAGCAGCCCGAUGAAUUUCAUUAUACCAUUAGCAACACAUCAUAUGGGCGUGAGCUUAUUAGAAGAUCACACAAAGAUGUCAUUGUUGGAACGCCAAGGGGGCUGAAUUUUGUUUUCAUUAAGAGAGAGAUGAGUUAUGGCUACCAAUUUUUGAUUAUCGAAUCUCGUAGAGGCUCCAUUGUGAUAUCUAAGAAUAUGACAAACACGAAAUAUGUACCAAUGACGUUCCUAUGCACCAAAACACCUGUACCAUCGGAUUUUACUCUCGUCACUGGUGACGGAUCUACGCCAGACGUAUCUGCACCGUUCAUUCCCAAUUCCAUAGCAUCAUCUACCCGAUACACCUGGAAUGUCGUUGAAGUUGACGUCGAGACCACCGACCCGUACAUGCAAGGCUGCGGAGUUACGUACUCUUCAGAUGAGUUGUUCAGGCCUGAGACGCCCCAACUUUAUGACUCUGAUGGAAAACCGCAGUUCGGUUGUAAGAUUGACCUUCAGGAUGAGGAGGAAGCCGCGUUCUACUGCCCACCACCGUAUUUCCUCGACCCACCCAACUGUUUCAGCCGGGUCUUUGUUGACGGUAUAGUCAAGAACACGGUCGAUCUCAGUGAAUCGUUGGUAGCGUCGCGAUCUAACCACUUCGUCAUCCUGAAGUUCGACGAAUCACUCGUAGGACCCGGGGAGACGCUGCACCAGACGCCGCCAUUGCAAUGCCGCUGCAUCACCGUCAACGGCACCGUACUCUCAACCAUCCAGAUUGAGAACUAUUACUCCAAACUUUGA